AUGUUCAAAAUCGAAUCUUACAUCACUCCGAUCAUUCUGAGUUACGUUGAAAAGUACGUGAAAAACAUCCGUCCCGAAGACUCCCAGCUAUCGCUAUGGGGUGGCGAAGUGGUAUUUCAAAAUCUGGACCUAAAGCUGGACGUGCUUGAGGAGGAGCUGCAGCUACCGUUUAAUUUCCUAUCCGGCCACAUUCAUGAGCUCGGCAUACGCGUACCGUGGACAAAGAUCGCGUCGGAACCGAUUGUCAUCACUAUCAAUACGAUAGAGUUUGUGCUGAAGCUACGCGACACAAAUGAACGGAACGUCGGGCCAAAGCGGGAACCUCCGCGAAAGGGUAAAAGCACGGAAGAAACUCCUCCACCGGGUUAUAUGGCAUCGUUGAUAAGUAAGAUAGCGAACAACAUUACAAUCCGAUGCCAUAAUGUGAUACUGAAGUAUGUGGAGGAGGACAUUGUCGUGUCCAUGAACAUCCAGCAUCUUUCGAUGGAAUCGGCCGAUGGAAACUGGAAUCCGGCGUUUAUCGACAUGUCCCCGACAAAAGUAUCCCUCCGGAAGUUGAUCAACAUCGUCGAUCUAACGAUUUGCUUGGACAAACGGAACUCUGCGGGUAAGAUCGAGGUUUGUCAGGAACCGGUUCUGUACCGUAGCACGCUACAACUCCGUAUGCUGGUGAGGUACAACGUUUCAUCGCACGAUCGCUCCUCGUUGACCCGCAUCGACGUACAUUCCAAAUUUCUCGACUUUAACGUAUCCUCACAACAGUUUCCAAUGUUGAUGCGGCUGUUUGAUUUAGCCCUGGCGUUAAAGCAGGGCAAAAUUAAAAGCGAACCAGCCCUACCUACCGCUGAAGGAGGCCUGGAUGUGGAAGAUGAAAGUGGCCAAGAGUCGCUACUAUCGUGGGCCUGGAAUUUGCUUCCAUCUUUCUUCCCCGAAGAGCACGAAAGCGAUCAUUCCGAGCAGCACGAUUUUCGCGUAUUGCACACCGGGCUGUACAUCGAUCAGCUGAGAAUAAUCUUCAAAACGCAGGAACUGAUCGGCGAUGGAAUGAUGGGCACGACCAAAAAGAUCAAGUACCAUCCAAUAUUGCGGUUCGAUUUUUACAACUUUUACGGCGAAAUGAUAGCUUGUGGGCUGAAGUGGUUCAACGUGACGCUAGGAAUAUCGCGCGUCCAGGUACAAUCUGUAGAAGAUUGUCCCUGUGGCCAUCGGGAGGGUAGCGUGAAGGAAAUAUUCGAAUCCAUCGAGACACAACAAGAUGGUGAAACGCAUCUAGAGCAGUCGUUCUUCAGCGAUAGUUCUGGAGGUAAUCGGAAGUAUAAUGUGAACUGGAAUUAUCAUCUGAGCAGUUUCAGCCAGGAGCAUUUGUUGCGGAAAUUUCCUGCCAUUGCAAUCGACCUCAUCCACGAGGUAGAACUGCCGGACGAUAGAAGAACGUCCGAGUUUGGAAGCGAUCUAGAGUUUAGCAAUCUGGCAGAGAAGUACAUGAUACGCGUGUUUGUGGGCCGUUUUCGGGCGAAAAUCUCGGCCGAUACGAUCCAUCGAUUCCAGACGCUUGCAUCGUACAAGGAUUUCUACGAGUAUCCACCGUACUAUGAGGACAAACCGAUGCCAACCUUGUCGCAGCUUCCACCGCCUUCCUCGGAAGAUUACGAUGCUCUUAUGGCGGAAAUUCCUCUACGUCAGAUCCACAUCACGCUGCAGAGUCCCACGGUUGAGUUGCAUUCAUUCGAUCAUGGACAGGAGAAUUUGUUGCUGCGAAAGCACAGUAGCGGGAAGAUACAAAACCCUGUUCCGCGACCAUCGAUCACCAUGCAGCUAAAUCGAGUUGAAUGCAACAUCCUGGCCCCACUGUACCCAAAUCGGCUCGUCUACACAACCUGCCAAUUACCGGAACCACCGGUAAAACUGUUCGAUGCCUGCUAUCAAUCGAUUUCCGGCAAUUUGGAGCGACUUCAGAUGAAACUUCAUCAUCCGCGAUGGAACGAUGCAACCAUAGCAACGGCGAUCAGCAUGAACUACCAGCAGCGCAUGUUAAUCCAUCCAGCUCUGUGGCACAACGGGGAGCUUAACAAAGCAGAACACAACCUUACGGUAACAGAUUUGAAGGUAAUCGCCAAUCCACUGCAAGCACUUACGGCGACAUCCACCGUAAGUUCACUUUUGGCGCAACAGGAAUCAUGCACUAUCGAUUGGGAACCAUUGCAACAGCAACUUCCGCUUCCUACGGCGGACUUGCUUCUUUCGUUCAUCCAUCUGCGCAAAGUUGAAGCAGAUCGGACCGAUUGCUACAAACUAUUGGCCCGCAAUUUAAAACUUCUCACGUAUCAACACGAUGCAGCAGACGAAAAAUCACUAACAGCGCUAUGGCCAGAUCAUUCCACGGAGGAGGACUUUCUUACCGUAAUUUUCCAGCUGCCUAAACAGCUUGAUACCACCAUCGAGCAUCCACCGUUGUUGUAUGCGAAGUUGCUGGACAUGAGCCUGAAUUUGGAUCCGAAUUUUCUUGCCUUUUUGGAUCUAUGGCAGCGGGCGAUUCUUUUGCAAGAUUCUCGUCGACGUGCCGGUGGAUCUUCCUCGAAACAUACCCAUCGUUCGGUCCAGCUGCACAAUCUACGGCCGGUAACGAGAAGCGAUGAAAAGAAGGAACACUCAGCGCCGGCUACAUCCGUUCACUCAAGUUCGGGUAAGGUGGGCGUUCCGGGUGGAGGAGGGCCUAUCGUGCACGGACGACCAGCAUCUACAAUCGGUGUAGACGAUGUUGAUACAACGAAGCAUAGUAGCGCCGGAUCAACAGAACUGGUGAAUAAUCCCGAAGAUAAACAGUUUUGGGCAAAGUUGGCGAAAAGGAUCAUUUUUCAUCUGGAAGUGAGCCACUUUACCGUGUGCCUGCCGCUGAACAAUAUUAUCUUCCAUUCGCUUAGCGACUCGCUAGAAGAUGAAUUUGGACAGAAUGAAAUAUUCAUGAUUAAACUUCCGCUGAUCUCUGUAAACUCUGCCUUCAAGUGCCAAACACUGUCCGGUUAUAUUAACCGAUUUCCGAUCAGUAUCGCUAAAUCCGUCUGGCCGCUGGAGAAAGAUAGUUUCCCCUGGACUAUUUCGCUCGCAAACGCAUCGAGCUGGACGUAUCAGAAUGGCGAGAUGAACAAGCUGCUCGAUGAAACGACCACAAACAUUUCGAUGGUGCUUACAUUCAACGAUGACCACACGCCAGCGAAAGCUGCCUUCUGUUCUUCGGCUUGUUUCCACAUCGAUACCUCACCGUUUCGAGUGACUUUAGUGAAGGAACAGCUGAUACUGUUGAGGACCACAUUGGAUCGAAUAAUGCAACUACCGAUGGUGCAAAGCGUUGGCAGCGAUCCUGACGAACGUGGUAAAGCGGAAACCGUCCAACCGUUCCUUGAAAUCCCACAACUUCCGGGCGCUGGUAGUUCGAUCGCGGCAAUAGAUUUGCGAGAAUUCCUUGACAUUGCUCACAAUUCCAGCGGAGGAUCGGAGGAAACGCUUAAAGAAAAAACGACUACAGCGGAAACUGGAACCACCCGUAUGAUGCCCUCGCUAUGGUUACAGUGGACCUUCUCAAAGCUUACCGUAAGUUGCAUCACACGGGACGAAAGUAAUACCGGAGCGCGCAAAGAACGCAUCAAGCUUAAGAUCGGGCUAGAAGAUAUUAUUUACUCGCUAGACAAGCAGGAAGUAUACUCACAGAUGAAAGCCAAAAUUGGUGGCAUGAGUGGUGCAUGUUACGAAUGGCAAGGCACAAGUGGCUGGGUGCGUAACGAAGCGCUUGCCCUAACGGUGCAAACGGGUGAGACAAGCGAAACGAGCAAAGCGACCGGUACGGAUACAUUCUUCUACAUGGUUAUAACGCGGGCCGAAACACAAAACGUGCACACCAAGUGGGACACGGUGAGACGAUCGAGGGAACAUAAUGAAACGCUCGUGGAGGUGCUGAUUAAGAUGGAGCAGGUUGAUCUACGUUUGGAUCUUGAUUUGCUCGGGGAGUGUGUGCAGAUAAUGAAUGUCUUGCAAGCUGGCACACAAGAGCAACCGUCGAAUAUGGCGGAUAGGGAUACAAAUACCAAUUCUGUGCUGGGUGUGAAAGACCUACCACUGAUACUGUUUUCCAGUAAGGGUAUUACGGUGUACCUUCCGCUACGGUCAGGUUCGUCUGAAGAUCGUGCCGAUUGUUCAGUUUACAUCCUAAAGGUGAAUAAUGUGACCGUGCAGUACAAUGUAGAAAAUCCAAUCUGCCGUGUUCCAUUACGUCCGGACGUGUACACGAAAGCGGCUCAGAUGCGCAUCUUAAACGUUCCCGGAUCGAAAAUCGAAGAUCGUCAGUACGAACUGCUGCUGAAGGAAAUCUCGCUCAGUACGGCUGUCUGGACUGAUGUGGUGACGUAUCUGCACGAUCAGCAAACAUCCACCACCCAUCACGAUAAUCCAGCAUUCGAAUGGAACAAUCUUCGACAAGGCGUUCAGCGCACCUCACAUUUCGACGUUGUGACCGUAUUUAAAGAGUUCAACUUUUCCGCCAUCUAUGCACCGUGUAUAAUCUUCAAAAACGUGCUGAUCUGUAGCCGUGCGGUAGAGUUAAACUGCAUGUCGGAUUUGGUAGUCGACUUAGACCUGGAACAGUUACGACUAGCCGAAAAAUUGCUAAGCAAAGCCAAACAGAUCGGAGACUAUCUGUUUCCUGCCUCUAUCGAUGGAGAAUUUUCCCACCAUACGGAACUGGCCUCUGUGCCACCAAUGUCGCGUAGUAAUAGCUCGGUGGAUGCUGGAAGUUUGCUUACGUUUACCUCGAAUGCUCCGAGUGGUGAAGAUACGGGACGGGAAUCGGUGAAAUCGUUUCGCGACUCGGUACCCUCGACACGGGUUCGUCGGAGCAACUCAAAGCUUUCCCGGUUUGAGGAAGAUUCGGGACUGGAGUCUUACCGAACGUCCGAUGGCAAGCGGCCCAUUUCGAGCGGUAGUAGAAGGAGUGGUAACCAGCGACAGCGUAAAAUAUCUUCUAUUUCUUCGGAAAGUUCAUCGAAACCGUUACGCUCGCGAACCGCGUCUUCCCUGGCACAACCAAGCGUGGCAAUCGUUCCGUACGAGGUUUGCCUGCUCGGAGGUUACUUUAAGGUGAAUUUGUACACACAGCAGUGCGAUCGGAGCAGUGUGGCGCCGUCUUUAAAGCUGGUGCUAGUACAACCAAAUGCACUCGUCUCACUAAACCUGCUGGAACGUGUCCUUCAGCUGUCACUGUUCGAUUUGACGCUCGAAGUAGACGAACUGGCGAUCGUUAAAACGGUUACCGGUGAACCGGAUGAGCUGGGAAUUGCUCAGCCAAUCGUCAAAACACGCUUCGUAAACAGCUUGACCAAAAAGAGCCGUGAGCUGAAGGUGGAUUUUAAGCGACCCAUUAAGCUAACCAUUUCCCAUGGGAAAGUGAAAAAGAUUAUGGAACUAGUCGAUUCGUUGGAUAAUCUGUUUACGCCACCGAAGACAAACAAGCAACGUCAAACGGGAACACCCAAACCGUUGCCGAAACCAGUAUUGAGCGGUAAUAAGUUUCUGGUCAUUAAAACACACCUAUUUGAUGUGGAAAAGAUCCAAAUAGGUCUGUCACAAGUUUUGGUGCAUUUGCUGGAAGAGGACACCAAUCGGCCCUCAUCGUACAACAUGAAAUUAUCGUUUUCUUCCGUCAACUCAACGAUAAGGGUACAGGAACGUCCGGAGCGUAUCGUAUUUGAGCUGGAACUUGCCGAACUACUCCUCAGUGCCGGAACAUUCGUCAUUCUACAUCCGUUUUCCUUCAAGCUACAGUUGACGCUUGCACAGGAAUACUGGAAGCGUGACCCACUCGUACAGAUAAAGCUUCAAUCGUCCUACCUACAGCUGGACCUAAUUCCUUACAUCUUUCAACAACUGGAGCUAAUCCAGAGCGAAAUGUUGGACGCAUUAAGGCGGGAUGAAGAAACCGAUCGUAAGGAUUCCGUGUCGACGGUACAAAGCGCAAACAUGACACCAAGCCGGGAAUUGCUUAUACCGAUCGUGCCGCCACGAUUUCAGCAGCGGCGUACGAAAGAGAUGCAGGAAGAAUACUACCAGGAUGAUCUGAGGGCCGGAGCAUUCCAAUUCAUAGAAAGUAUGAAAGCUAACGAACUUCCACUGCCUUAUCAGAUAAAAAUCAUUAACCGCGAGGUAGGCAUCAUCUGUUGGCGUUAUCCACAGCCGAGAGCCCUACACCAGGUGAUCGUGUAUCCCGUCCCGAUGAACACAACCAAAUCCGUUAACAUUCAGUGCAAGCUGGAGCAUUUCACUGAAAUAAGCGGUAACUUCGUGGAGGUGUGUCAAUUCACCCUGUCGGAAAAUGAGAAAACGUUUCUCAAGUUACCGCAGCGCAAGAUUGCAUCGGCCAUUUGGAGAAUCGUUAUGACCCAGAACGUGGUUUACGAUGAGGGAUUGGCUCGGUCACGAGAUGACGAAGACGACGACGGAAUUAGCAUGAUGCGAAAUGGUACGAACGAGAGAAGUGAAGAUGCCGGACAGCAGCGCGCCACAAAUGGUCUGGGCAGAACACUGCUCACAACGCUCACCGAUGUACUUACGGACAGUUCUUACCUACCCGGACAGCGUGUGGUAAGCUUGCCGUAUCGCUUACAUCCAAAAAUCUUCGUUGCAUGCAUGCGGGUGGACUCCAUGUUUAGUGCGGCGCUAGUACCGAAUCUGGAGGUAACGAUCGACGUGAAGCCAGUGCAGGUGAACCUGUUCAAUCAUGUGUCCGUACAUCCCGACCGACCCUUACCGAAACCGUUCGAACGAUAUCGACUGUGCAGAGAGUCGGCGGAUUUCAAUGCUCACAAAUUCCUAAUGCUUAAUGCACAUCGAUUGCGCGGACAGUGCACGAUUUACGAUAAUCUGGAACUGUUCGUGAGUGCCGAGUUUAAUUUGCACUGCGAUCUGCUCGAUUACAACUACUUUACGUUCGAAAAUGCACUGGAAGUAAGCAAUAUGAAAGCUUACGGAUGGAUUGGUGAACGAUCAGCUGAGCUGCGCACGAUUACGGAUGAUAUUUGCUUACGGUACGGUCCUUCGAUUGGGUACAACCUAGCGGUAGCGGAACGAAUGUGGAAUCGUAGCAUGUCGACGACGGGCGAAGAAUCGUCCUUUGUGUUGUACAGCAGAUAUAUCGUUUGUAAUCGCACACAGUUGGGCAUCAAGUUUGGUCAGACCGGUACCACGGAAAUGAUUUAUCUCGGCCCAAACGAGCUCUGUUUGUACGGAUUUCGAAGUUGCCGCCAACGUCAACAGCUGCAGCUAUACUUCACCGAAGGAAACACACAGGUCACGACGGAACCGUUCGAUGUGUCAACGGACGGUUUACAGCAGGUGUGUGUACAACCGAUCUACGAGGAAGAUAUGGAAGAUGAAAAGAUGCUCCUAAUCCGGACAGAGUCGCUCACCGCAGAUGGUAGCGCUGGCAGUAACAUUCAGCGUACCAUCACAAUCGAAGGACAGAUUAGUUUCUACAAUAUGACUUCGCAGCGACUAAAGUUCCAGUAUCGCUAUUACAAAAUUGUGCCAAACAGUGAUCGUAACUACACGACGACCAACUUCCAGGUGCCCGCAAACGAUAGUGCGAAUUUAUUUUCACCAGCCAACAAUAAAAAUCAGCAAACUAUUAACAUUGCGAUCGAUGGUGAAGAUGGCCGUGUGGUUUGGUCGGGCGAUGUUCCACUGCGCGAAAUUACGAACGGUGGCAGCAUGCCGUACCUGGUGAAGAUACCGACAUCGACGAUAACACGCGAAGGCUACAUUAGCUAUUGGGUGAGGAUUGUGCGAGAAAAGCUGAUCGACAGCAAGGUAGCACCGACGGUGAAUGGUGAAGUGCUCGAACGUGUGCUGGUGAUCGUUUGGCCACUGUUUAUGGUGGAAUCGUUCCUGACCGUUAACACCACGGCGUACGAGGAAAAACUUGAUCAAUCGUUUUCGAUUUACGGACAAGGACAGCGGAGACAACUUAACAUGGCGGGCACAUACUCCGAAGAGCAUGAGCUUUCCUUUCGUAUGGAUUUUAACUCUCCCCGUGGAGAGGACAAACGUAAGGCUCUGCUAUCGUAUCGAUUGAUUGAUGGGAAAACGUUUUUCCAAGUACCGGCCCGAUGCCGUAACGUCGAAAAUGCACUGGAAGCGUUACGGAACGGUCGACGGUUACCCGAUUGGCCUUGCUCGCGGGAGGAAGAGCUACGAUGGAGGCGAGAAAAUUCCAUACAAGAAGCAACGUUCCCGGUGUACCACUGUUCCGCUGCCUACGAAAUGUCCUGCUGUUUGAUGCUUAACAUAGCCCCUUGGGCAUUGUUUAUAAACCAGCUCGGUUGUGAAGUAAGGCUCCGAAAUCAUACAACCAGCGAUGUGAACAUUAUCGCACCGAACAGCCUCAUAAUGCCAUUCCACGUGGAGACGGGUUUUACACUAGAAAUGAGUGUCAGCAUUGGCCAACCGUUGCAUUCCGAACUGAUCUACAUCGACAGCACAGACACGAAGAAACAAUCGACCAACGGAUGUGCCGUUUUACCGCUGGAAGGCUCAAUUGACAUCACUAUUCGUACGGAAUUCGGGAUUAUGAACUUGGUACUGACGUCGCUAACGGAAAACAAAGUGCGUAUCUUUAUUUUGGCUUCCCAGUUCAUCGUGACCAACUAUUCGAGCAUCGAUUUGCACUGUUGGUCGUUCGCAUUGCCAUCGAACGAACGGUUGGAACAGUUUAAGCUAAGCAACUCUGGACCACAUAGUUGCUGCUACAGUCUUCCCAAGAAUGGCGUUAAAAGUGAAAAUCCCAAAGGAACGGUCAUUACGAUGCUUAAUAAUGUGUCACAGCGCAAGGGAAAGAUCAAAUCCAACGCUAACUUCAAUCACUAUUUAACCAUCUACCAGCGGCGCGAGAAUGGUAAUGAAUUUUCCGCCCCAAUAUUCCUCAACAAACCCAUCGCCAGAAAGUGCGUAAGCGUUCCGCAAGAAGAUCCAACCGACCGGCGACGACAGCAUCACGCAUUAUCGCUCUCGAUCGUAUCACACCAAGGUCAGCAGCACGUUUCAAUCUACGACGAUCCGUGCCCAUCGUAUGCCAUCGAAAACAGGACCGAUUUUAACAUGUACGUCGCACAGUCGGACACGGUACAACCGAACAAGGCAGCAACGGCCAUGCCGGAAACGGUCGAAAGUAAUUUCGCCUGGUUCCAGACAGUAGGUUCCCGGCAGACGAUUUUCUACACACCUCCAACACUGGAUGAUAAUUUCCCCGAACCGCAAGAAAUGACCGAAAUAGCAUUGAUAUUUGCGUGCGUCAGUGGCAGUGCAAUCCGGUGGUCACAUCCGGUAAAGAUCGAUGAAGACAAGAGCAUAUUUUUGAACAUUCCACUGUACGGAGAUCUGAAGCUGGCGAUGAGAGUGCGUAACCGUACGACGUUACUGGUGAUCGAUUAUAUUAGUCAGGAUUUAGAGUUUUCAGCGAAGGAUAUACGGACACGUCUUUCGAAUCCGAUUCGUCCUCCGGAAUCAACCACAUCGGUAGCAACGAGUGGAAACUCAUCGGAGUCGACAUCGAGCACAGAUUACCGAUCGAUCGAGUACGAUUCGUCGGAUAAUGAACCGCCAAGCAAUGCGAAAGAGCAGCUCAUUCAGAGCUACUUCCGUACGAUCAUGAUCACUCUGUUCAACGAUGACCCGCUUCAGUCAUGCUUCAAGAAGGACAUAAUCUCGUUCAAUUUCGAACGGAUCGGAUUGAAAGCAAAUCGCGGAUGCAGCACAAACGAAGCCACCCUGCUCUGUGGCAACGUGCAGGUGGACAAUGAACUGCACUCGGGUGGAGAAUACGAUUUCCCGGUCGUACUUUGCAGUGAAGAUCACGAGACGAAGCAGCGCAAAAUGGCGGGACAGUCAUCGCCUAACUUUUACCGAUUAGAGGAUCAACUGGAACAGCUGGCCAAGGUCGCCCUUUGCACCCUAGAGUGUGAUCUCGUGGAGGACGACGAUGAAAGUGGCGGUUGGUCUGGGGUGGAAGCGUUACGUCUUAAGAUCAACCCAAUACGAGCGUACAUUGAAGAUACGUACAUAAACGUCCUGUUGGACUAUCUGAUGGAGUGCAUUCCGACGGGAAUGCUUCACGAACAGCGGGAAAGUGAUACGGCACCGACUCGCAUCCGUUGCCAACCCGGGGAAGUUCUUAUACCGCGAACUGUUACACAGCAGUCAAGUUACCUAGCUGAACCGAUCAAAUUCCGUUCGGUCCGCAUCGAACCGCUCGCCGUACUGCUGUCCGUACACGCUUGCAUGCGGCUGUACAUUGCGCUCGAUCAUAGUCCGCUCGAGUUUGCGGCAUUCGAACGCCGCUCGGUUCGUUCGCUACCGAUCAAGUUCGGUAAUGCGGUCGGCAUGCACUACCUUUCCGGAGCGAUCUUUGGCGGUGGCUGGGUAAUCGGUUCGCUCGAGAUUCUUGGCAGUCCGAGCGGGUUAGCUCGAUCCGUCACGAGCGGUCUGCGCGACUUUGUAUCCUUACCGGUGCAGGGACUGUUCCGUGGUCCUUGGGGUUUCUUGGUCGGAGUGACGCAGGGUUCUGCAUCGCUGAUACGAAACAUUACCGCUGGUACAGUAAACUCCGUGACGAAGUUGGCCCAAUCGGUAUCGCGCAAUCUCGAUCGACUUACCCUCGAUUCGGAACAUGUACAGCGGACGGAUGCUUUACGACGCCGUCGGCCACAGGGCAUGACGGAUGGAUUCACACAGGGUCUUACGGGGCUCGGCAUCAGUUUGCUCGGAGCUGUCGGUGGACUGGCACAUCAUCCGCUGCAAGCAACCAACCCGAUCGGUGUAGUAACAGGCAUGGGUAAAGGCAUCGUGGGAGCAUUUGCUAAACCGAUCAGUGGUGCUGCCGAGCUGGUCGCUUUAACCGGACAAGGAAUGCUGCAGAGCGUCGGGUACAACACCCUGCCCACACCGAAACUCCACUCCCGUCAAUCCUUGCAGCGACUUGAACCGAUCCCUCACAAAGCGCUCUGGGAACCACAAGCCGUUGGUGAAGGAUCGCUGCUCUUCUCCGUCCAGGCAACGCUGGCCACGCACGGCGAAUAUCGGCUAGUGCUGGUGGCCAUCUACAGUAAAGCGUUCGUGCUUUACGAUGUACACGAAUGUCAGCUGCUUGAGGUGCUCGACCCUAAGACGGUGUUUUUCGACACGGACGAGGACAGUGAUGCGACACGGCUCGUUAUACGUGUACGUCCAAAGUUGCCGCCUCCACCUUGCUCGGACUAUGAUCAGUAUCCGAUUUCGAGCCGAACGUACGAUUUUGUGCGCGAUUCAACGAUGCAACUUCCACGCAUCAUUGGUAAUGUGGCGCAGUCCUCCUACGGAAAGGCCGGCACAGGGAACAGGCCAAAUAUCUCAACAACUAACGUGAGACAGUUGGAGCAAAACGAGGACCCGGUGGUCGGUUUGGAUGAUAGUGUGAUCGAGCCAACAGUAAUCGAUCAGCAAUCGGUCGUGCUAGAUAUCGAACGAUCGUCCAGUGCUACUAGCGGCCCACCAGACGAUGGAAUGGACCGAUCGGGACUGCUGCUGAAUGAUGAAACCAGUUCAACUACAGCGAUGGACCGAAUGCUGGAAGACGAUUGUGAUGAAACCGAACGGGACGAUGCGUCGAGUGAUGAUAGUGAGCGGAAGAUUGUGAUCUUUCUGGACGAAAAUCUGGUCCAGUAUCUUAUCACGUACGUGAAUCUAUUGAAGCGUACCGUGGACGGUGAGUUUGGACGGAGCAAACCGGAAGAUGGCGUAGCUUUUCUUCCAUUCGAGUGUUAG
Anopheles maculipalpis is the source of this 11838-nucleotide messenger RNA. It is a transcript of the gene Vps13B, whose product is annotated as intermembrane lipid transfer protein VPS13B. The transcript has 6 exons. The coding region runs from base 1 to 11838 and encodes 3945 amino acids. NCBI's taxonomy places the organism in Eukaryota, Metazoa, Arthropoda, Insecta, Diptera, Culicidae. The record is from RefSeq and is a predicted model, not a curated record.